ACCAGGCCACCUCCACCCAGCACGACGAUAACACUGCGUACAGGACCCAGGACGUGUGUCAACAAUGAAGUGGACUAGUUGGUGCGCUGCGAUACUGGCGGUGAUGGCUGCUGUGUUGCUCUGUGGGGGCGUCACAGCCCCGGCCAGACCAUCUUCCCUAGCACGGGUCCUAGCACCUGUGGUCAGACACAGGCUGGAGGAGGGAGGGCUGGCGCCGGCGCUGGUAGAGGAGCUGGUGGCUGACUUCGAAGACCCAGAGCUGCUCGACUUCCGUGAUGCCGCCGGCAAGCGAGAAUUCGACGAAUACGGUCAUAUGAGGUUCGGGAAGCGCGGCGGUGAUUACGAUGACUAUGGUCACCUUCGCUUCGGCAGGAGCCUCCACUCUCACAAAAAUCAACACUCCAUUUUCCAUUAAAGGGACCCGGUUACGACAGGUUAAAAAUAUCAGGGACUUGACUAGUCAGCGAGUGUAUUUUUUUAAUAAUGGUAGGUUUCCGUUUAUAUCUCAAGGGCAACUGUCCGGAAUUAUGAAAAUUAAUGUAGCAAAUCUGGUCGCGUGAAAUUCACAUUUUAAUUAUUGAUUCUUAAUAGAUGAAUAAUAUCUUUCUCACAUGGAAAUCGUGAAGAAACACUCAACUUCAAAGCACUUGCUAAGGACUCAAGACGUGAAGCUGUACUCUGAGCCUUUCCCGAACAUCUGCUUACACUGUGUAUUCGUAAAGGAACUUCUCUCGAACACGCUGUAAUGUGUUCACGCAAAGAUUUUGCUCGAUAAUAACUAAAAUAAUGAUGUGUGAUCAAACGUUCCAUUUACAUAAUGACGUAUCAUGACGUAUCAUUGGAUACACGCCAUUUAUUAUGAGACGCCAGUGUAAGCCAUCCAUGUUGUGAAGUGUUUUAUGUUCCUUAUAGUGGCUGGAAUAUAGAGUGUAACCUAUCUG
Molecule: messenger RNA, 941 nt
Organism: Cherax quadricarinatus
Lineage: Eukaryota; Metazoa; Arthropoda; Malacostraca; Decapoda; Parastacidae
Gene: Dsk
Product: Drosulfakinin
Source: RefSeq, a predicted model, not a curated record